This is a messenger RNA of Seriola dumerili (greater amberjack), 1280 nucleotides long. RefSeq names its product protein CYR61-like. Lineage: Eukaryota; Metazoa; Chordata; Actinopteri; Carangiformes; Carangidae. Gene Ontology annotation, biological process: signal transduction. Bases 41 to 1156 code for a protein of 371 amino acids. Gene Ontology annotation, molecular function: protein binding. The transcript is spliced from 5 exons. Gene Ontology annotation, cellular component: extracellular region. The record is from RefSeq and is a predicted model, not a curated record.
AAGACUAUUCACUCAGGAAAGAGCGCUUCUACUUCUGAGGAUGUGGAAAGUUGUUGUCAUUGUGAUCCUCUGCGUUACACUGGUGUCAGCCUCAUGCCCGAUGGACUGCCAGUGUCCCUCUGAAUCCCCCAUAUGUGCAGCAGGAGUCAGUCUCAUGCUGGACAGCUGUGGAUGCUGUAAAGUUUGUGCUCGGCAGCUCUUUGAAGACUGCAGCAGGACACAACCAUGUGACCACACAAAGGGACUGGAGUGCAACUUUGGAGGUGGAUUUGGUUCUGCUAAGGGCAUCUGUCGAGCUAAAUCAGAUGGAAGAACUUGUGAGUACAACAACAAGAUUUACCAGAACGGGGAAAUUUUCCAUCCAAACUGCAAACACCAGUGCACUUGCAUGGACGGUGCUGUUGGAUGUGUCUCUCUGUGCCCACAUGAGUUGUCACUGCCCAAACUGGGUUGUGCCAAACCCAGGAAGGUCAAGGUCCCGGGACGGUGCUGUGAACAACUCAUCUGCCCCGAGGAAGCAAAGCCAGAGAGUUCUGCGGAGAAGAAACACAGAAAAAAGGACAGCAAAGACAGAGCAUCUGAAGACGACCUCACAAGCAAGAAUGAGUUGGCUCCUGAGUGGAGAGGAGGAUCCGAGUCUUUAGCUGCUUUCAGGAGUCACCCAAUUGGCCACAUGGUUGCCAGAGGAGUCGAGUGUGUGUCUCAGACCACAGCUUGGUCACCCUGCUCCAAAUCCUGUGGCACUGGAGUGUCCUCGAGGGUGACCAACAGCAAUACCCUGUGCAAACUGGUUAAAGAGACUCGGGUCUGUGAAGUCCGCCCAUGCAACCAAAUGGCCUUCGUCGGAUUGAAGAAAGGCCACAAAUGUAACCACAUAGAAAAAGCCAGCCGUCCAGUUAAACUGUCCUACGCAGGCUGCCGUAGCCUUCAAAAGUUCCGACCCACAUACUGUGGGUCUUGCACAGAUGGGCGAUGCUGCAGGCCUCAUCGGACCCAGACGAUACCUGUGCGCUUCAGAUGCAAAAAUGGGGACACCUUCAGCAGGAUGGUGAUGAUGAUCGAGUCUUGCAAGUGUAACUUCAACUGCUCCGGCAGCAACGAAAACACCCCUGCCCUCUACAGACUUUUUAAUGGUAUACACAAAGUGAAAAUGUAAACUUCUCACUUUAAGUGGAAAGAAGAUCCAGACAGACAGAUAAAAAAAAAAUUGCACUGUGAGGUUUCAGACACCUACUAGGAUGAAUUUAGUGAACUGUAUUGUUCAUGAUUUUGCUUCAUAA